Macroventuria anomochaeta is the source of this 738-nucleotide messenger RNA. RefSeq lists its product as uncharacterized. The transcript has a single exon. Bases 1 to 738 code for a protein of 245 amino acids. The record is from RefSeq and is a predicted model, not a curated record. Lineage: Eukaryota; Fungi; Ascomycota; Dothideomycetes; Pleosporales; Didymellaceae.
AUGACUUCCGCUACGAAAACUGAAGAUGACGCUGGACGCACCGAUGGUGCUUUUGCGUUCCUAGACCUACCACCUGAGCUCCGCAUGGAAGUGUACGAGUAUCUGAGCCUCCCCAGCACUCGCAGACUGCCUCUCGACAAGACCGACAUGUUCUACUCCCACAUUGAUCUCGCUAUCUUGCAAGUAUCAAGAUUGACACGGAAGGAGGCAACACCCAUCCUGCUACAUCGCCAACACCUGGCAUUGAUCCUUCGCCUCACCGACCUUGCAACCGGGAUGAACUUGGUUGGGAAGACAUGGUGGAUAGCUCCAAUCAUUUGGAGGCUUCAAGACAGUCUCCAAGAAUAUGUCAACGGGUACAAAUACUUAGAGGAUCCCUGCACCACUUUGAUCACUACAUCGGAACGAAUGUCCCUGGAUCAAAAGCAGCGCUUGGGUUCCAUCUCCGAUACUCAAACUUUCAGAACCUUCUUCGACAAUGCCGUUCACCAGCUGUGCGACAUACCAGUCCUCAAGAUCCACUUUGAGAUGAACCCAAGCGAUAUGACGAACGACCUGAGCAAGGCUCUUCGGUAUCUGCUCGAGAAAUACUCAGAAAUCGGGGGGAACAUCAGAGUCAAGGUGGUCUUUGCAAUCCCUCAAUACGAGCUCACGGCUCCCAGAACCUUGCUCGAGCAGUUCAGCUUCGAGCGGUCGAUUGACAGAGAUGGGCCGUCUAAGGCGCUGAGGAGUGGUUAG